Molecule: messenger RNA, 1305 nt
Organism: Closterium sp. Naga37s-1
Lineage: Eukaryota; Viridiplantae; Streptophyta; Zygnematophyceae; Desmidiales; Closteriaceae
Source: the annotation of a GenBank genome assembly
AUGACGCAAAAGGACCUCCUUAAAGUCAUCUCCAAAACCGAGAAGCAGCAAAUCGAGGCGCAGAUCCAAUCCGCGCUCGCAAACUUCACCGCGGACGGCGGAAACUCGACGCGGAAAAAGGGAGGCCACAAGAGCAGGAACGGCAAGAAAAAGGGCCGCCAAUCCGGCAAGAAGGGACGGCACCACCCCUUGCGAGGCUCGGGAGUCGUUCUCGAUUCCGCCCAAGUCAAGGGUUACGACGGCGAAAACGACUCUGGUGACGGAAUCGGCGAGAUAGUCACGCUGCCCACGGGCCCCGGCAGCAGCGGCCCCGUUAAAGGCAUGGCGCGCGCCCAAAGCGUUCUCCUUCAGCUCUCUUAUAUGGAGGCGACGCUCGGCACAGCGUCGAGGCGCGCGGAGGAGACGAGUUCCUGCGGGAAGUUGCUGUUACGGGCGCACUUUCAAAUCCCCAAGGCGAUUGAAUUUGCCGAGAAAGGCGCACUGAUAAAAUCGGGCUGGAAAGUCGCGUUUGCGCGGUCGCUUGUCGAGGAGUGCCUUAACGCGGAUCCGCACUCUUCGGUGGCUGAGCUCGCCGAGGCGGCGCGGACAGCGGCAAACCUGUUGAUGCCGGACCUGAAGAAGAACGACAACGCCAACUGGCAGCGAAUCCAAUGGAUGAAAGAUCGCGAGGUGGACCCGAUCGACACCAAGGGCGAAGCAGAGCCGUUGGAUCCUCUGGAGAUCGACUACUGCGAGAAAUUCUCGGAAGUCGACAGCAACAAUGUGAAGAUUCGGGUGGACACGUCAACCCCUUGCCGCGGAAGUCGCGUGCGCACAGACGUGCAGUACCCGUCGGGCAUCUUCAGCGCGCGGAUCAAGUGCCCCAAGGGGGACAUUAGCGGCUUGGUUCAGUCGUAUUAUUUAUCCUCGUUAGAAGGCAGCCGCGAUCAGGACGAGAUCGACUUCGAGUUCCUGGGAAAGGACAAGAACCAGGUGCAGACAAACUACUACGUGGACGGCAAGGGCGGGCGGGAGGUUCUGAUCCCAUUAGGGUUCGACUGCUCGUCGGACUUCCACGAAUACGCCAUGUUCUGGAACGAGAAUCAAAUCAUCUGGCAGAUCGAUGGCAAGGUGGUGCGAGUGGCAAAGCGCAAGGACGGGGAGCCGUACCCGGUGAAGCCCAUGUACACGUAUGCGUCCAUCUGGGAUGCGAGCUAUGUGCUCGAUGGCCGAUGGUCAGGCGACUGGCGCGGCUGGAACGAGCCCUACAUUGGCGAGUACGAGGACCUCAAGGUGGUCUCGCCCGCACCCGACGUCUCCUGGUAG